Molecule: messenger RNA, 857 nt
Organism: Tupaia belangeri chinensis (Chinese tree shrew)
Lineage: Eukaryota; Metazoa; Chordata; Mammalia; Scandentia; Tupaiidae
Product: HLA class II histocompatibility antigen, DP alpha 1 chain
Exons: 5
Coding region: 117-857 (246 amino acids)
Biological process (GO): immune response; antigen processing and presentation
Cellular component (GO): MHC class II protein complex; membrane
Source: RefSeq, a predicted model, not a curated record
GUGAGAGAAGCCCACAUUUCCAGAGCUCUUGCCUGCCCUCACUGUUACCCAGUUCCUCAUCGCUGUUCCUGUGCUCACAGUCGGUUAUAGACCCCAGAACACAUGCCCUGAAGAGAAUGUUCCAGACCAAAGCUGUCAUGCUGAGUGCCCUCUCCUUGGCUUACUUGCUGAGUCUUCAGGGAGCUGGGGCCAUCCAGGUGGACCAUGUGUCAACUUAUUUGACAUUUACACAAACACACAGACCCUCAGGGGAGUUUAUGUUCCAGUUUGAUGGGGAUGAGAUGUUCUACGUGGACCAGGACAAGAGGGAGACAAUCUGGAGUCUGGAGGAGUUUGGCCGCGUCUAUUCCUAUGAGGUUCAAGGCGGGCUGCAGAACCUUGCUGUAGCAAAAGGAAACCUGAAUACCCUGAUGCAGUGUUCCAACCACACCCAGGCCUCCAAUGAGCCUCCUGAGGUGACUGUGUUUCCAAAGAAGUCCGUGGAGCUGGGCCAGCCCAACACCCUCAUCUGCCACGUGGACAAGUUUUUCCCUCCGGUGCUCAAUGUGACGUGGCUGCGCAAUGGACAGCCGGUCACUGACGGUGUCACCGAGGGAUGGGCUGGAAAGGUCAUGGCAAUGCCUCUGGAGAUCAACAACGCCCAGCUGCUGCUUCAAGCAGACCACGUGUCAACAUACGCAGAGUUUGUCCAAACACACAGACCUUCUGCAGAAAACAUGUUUGAAUUUGAUGAGGACGAGCAGUUCUAUGUGGACCUGGAUAAGAAGGAGAAUGGCCUCUCCCAGAGUUCAUUCAUGCCUUUGACUAUGAUGCUCAGAGAGGCAUUGCUGACAUUGUCGUGGCGAGGAGGAACUUGA